Molecule: messenger RNA, 717 nt
Organism: Postia placenta MAD-698-R-SB12
Lineage: Eukaryota; Fungi; Basidiomycota; Agaricomycetes; Polyporales; Adustoporiaceae
Exons: 5
Coding region: 1-717 (238 amino acids)
Source: RefSeq, a predicted model, not a curated record
AUGGCUUACGCUCAGCAGACCCUGUUGGAUGACCUCGAGAAGAUGAGGGGAUUCGCUACAGUCCCCAAGCCUCAAGAUAUAUAUACAUGGGUCCAGUGGGAGAUGGCAAGAACGCAUGUCGCCAUCAUCGAGUUCUGGCUGCAGGUGCAGAAGCAAUUCCGUACCACCGCUCCAAUCGAAGAUGCGGAGAACUUUCUCGGUUUCGCAAAGCAGUGGGUGCGAACUCUCGAGCUGCAUCAUCAAAUCGAAGAGGAGAUCCAAUUUCUCCACCUCAACCCUCCGCUCGAUACCAGCACCAGCCACGAUCAGCAUACUGCACUACUCACCCCCCUCCGUGUCUACCACGUUUACCUCGAGUCUGUCUCCACUGGCAUCGAGCCCUGGUCCGCCAGCAAGGCUGAGACACUUGCGCAGGCCUUCCUACCUAUCCUGAUGCACCACUUCGUCGAGGAGCUGCACAUGCUUGACCCAGAAAGGCUGUGCGCGUCGAGCAUCUCUGCAGACACGCUAGAGGCGAUGCGCGUGAGCGUGGCGACGCGAGCGAAGGAAAUUGCAGACCCGACGGCGGAUAUCCCGCCGCUGAUCAUGCACAAUGGCGGGGCGCUGGACUGGCCACCGGUACCGUGGGUGCUGAGCGAGACGUUCAAGAUGCCGAUGGAGCUGUAUCUCCCGCACAAGGGGUGGUGGAAGUAUGCAGCGCUUCCCCUUAAUCUGUGA